Molecule: messenger RNA, 1678 nt
Organism: Diorhabda carinulata
Lineage: Eukaryota; Metazoa; Arthropoda; Insecta; Coleoptera; Chrysomelidae
Gene: mTerf5
Product: transcription termination factor 5, mitochondrial
Exons: 6
Coding region: 170-1657 (495 amino acids)
Biological process (GO): regulation of DNA-templated transcription; termination of mitochondrial transcription
Cellular component (GO): mitochondrial matrix
Molecular function (GO): double-stranded DNA binding
Source: RefSeq, a predicted model, not a curated record
AUAAAUUUAAAUUUAACUAAAAACCAGAGCGUAUUAGUGUAUAAGUUAUUACCAUAGAGAUAAUUUUUCAUUUUAAUUCUAUGGAAAUCAAGUAACGAAUUAUGUACGAAGAAAAAUUUAACCUCUAUAUUUUUUAUUUUUCAUUAAAAAUAUUGAUUUUUUUUAAAACAUGUUUAAAUCCAAUUUAAAGAUAUGCGGUUGUAGAACUAUUAGAUAUUUUAGAACGUUUUCAACACAACCUGAUACUUAUUGUCAAGUAUUAUCGGACAUGAUAGGUAUACCGAGUACAGAAGCAAAAUUUUAUAUACAGAAGUAUCGCCUUAAAAAUAAAGAUGCCGAAUUAUUAGCACAAACAAUAACGUUUUGUAAGGGAUUAGGUUAUUCUAAUAAGGAAAUUUUAGCUGCUCCUACUUUAUUUACUUGCCACCCCCUCGAAAUUGAACAACAUUAUUAUUCAUUAGUGGAAGGAGGUUUCCAGAAUGUUAAUCCGCGAGUUUUAUCCAAGACGAGAACGUAUAUGAAAAAAAUUGUGAGCUAUUUAAAAAAUCAUAAACUAAUUUUGAAAUCAACAAACGUUGAAGAAAAAUUCGUAUCUUGUAUAGAAGAUAAAGAAAUAGCCGGUAAAAUACAAUUAAAUUCAAGCGAUGGCGAAAUUUGGAGUCAAAUUCAUUUAGAUAUACAGAAACAUUUUUUAAAAAUGCGUUUAGGGGGUACCGAAGAAGAAAUAGAUAAUCUUCUACAAGUUCAUCAUAUAAUAAAAAAUAAAAGUUUCAAAGUUGUACAGGAAAAUAUAAAAAUAGCGGAAGAUUUGGGGUUCGAACCAAGGAAAUUGAUCAAAUACGGGUAUUUACUCGGAAAUUAUCCAAAUUAUCCUAAAACUACUCUCCGUGAUUUAGAUAAUAUAGCAGGUAUCGAUAUGAGAGUAGCCAUGAGGAGAUACCCAAAAUUAAUCAUGACUUCUCCGAAGAAUAUUAUUAAAAUAUACGGUAUUUUAAAGGAAUUUGAUAUACCAGAUGAUAUUAUAAAGAAAACUCCGAAUGUUUUCCAUAUGUCACCAGAAACUGUGAGAGUUCGAUUACAAACGAUCGAACAAUCUCCUGAUCUUAAAGUACUUCUUACACAACCAAAAAUACUCGCUCUAAUCGUCCAUCAUAAUAGAGCGAAAACGAGGUUGUCGUUUUUACAACAACUCCAAUUGAGGUGUACGUCUUUCACGAUUCUACGAACUGAUCAAGAUACAGUAUUCGAGGAAUACGUAAAAGAAGGAAAAGACGCUAAUAAACGCGGGGACUUGUAUAAUUACCUACAAAAUUUGUUUUCUAUACCGAUCAAAGAUAUAAAAUCGAAAAUAAGUCGUCACCCUUUUCACCUUCAAGUACCUUUAAAAGAUAUGCAGGAGACUUACGAUUAUUUGAUUAACAAUCAAUUCAAGCCGAUAAAUAUAUACAAUGUGAUAUUUAUUUUGUUGUACCCCAAAUAUAAAGUUCAAGAUGCGCACGCUACUAUAAAAUACGAUAGUAAUUUUAAAUAUAAAAGUUUAACGCAAGUGAAUAAAUUGAAUAUAAUGUUGUAUUUAAUUGAAAAAGAACAUCAUUUCACAGGUAACGGAAUAUGGAGAAAUUACAAAAUACCCGAAAAUGUAUCAACAAUAAAUUAAUAUAAACUAGUUUUUUUUAUU